Python bivittatus (Burmese python) is the source of this 3911-nucleotide messenger RNA. The record is from RefSeq and is a predicted model, not a curated record. NCBI's taxonomy places the organism in Eukaryota, Metazoa, Chordata, Lepidosauria, Squamata, Pythonidae.
CUGAAACGUUGCAAUUCUUCUGCAAGAAUAACCACCCAAGACAGCAAUUUCCCCCCUUUCCCGCUCGCACAUUACAGAAGGCGCUGCGUUCCCUUUUUAAUCCCGUAAUGCAUCUCGCAAGAUUGGAUCCUCCAGCCAUUUAAAAGCCAGAACGCUGCUUUUCACAAGUUAACCUCUCUUCUUCUGUUCCAGGUUUUCAGCCACUUUCGCAUCUGUCUUCCUAUGAAGUCACCGUCCCCAAGAGGGUAGAAAGAAAGCGGCAGGGGGCAUCCCAGCAUAUGUUGGUUCAGGACACCUUAUCGUUCACUGUUGUAAUUGAAGGAGUACGGUAUACCCUUCAUCUAAGAAGGAACAAAGAACUGAUACCCCAAGGCUUCACCAUUUAUAGCUACGAUAAAAGUGGAAAUCUGCAAACAGAAACUCCAGGCCUUCAGAAGCACUGCCACUACCACGGAUAUGUCGAAGGAAUCUCAGAUUCUUUCAUUGCAGUCAGCACCUGUCUGGGGCUCAGGGGCUUGGUGCAAAUCAGGAACAUCAGCUAUGGAAUUGAGCCGAUCAACGCGACUUCUCGACAUGCUGUCUACCGAAUGGCGAAUGUGAAGAAAGAUCCCAGGUCUUGCAGCAUUCCUGAUCUGGAUGGAAAGCGGGAAAGCGCAGAGGCUCAGCUCCACCCGGACGAUUCUAUGCCGACAAGAAGGAAAAGAGGCGUUCUUCAACAAACAAGAUACGUGGAGCUUUUCAUUGUUGUGGACAAAGAAAGGUAUCACUUGCUAGGCCAGAAUAAAACCGCAGUAAGAGAAGAGAUGGUGCAGCUGGCAAACUAUCUGGAUAGCAUGUACAUUAUGUUGAACAUCCGCAUUGUGUUGGUUGGCCUGGAGAUCUGGACGUUUGAAAAUAAGAUCCGAAUGGAAGGAGGAGCAGGGGAUGUCCUUGCCAACUUCGUGCAGUGGAGAGAGCAGGAACUUGUCCCACGCCGACGGCAUGACAGCGCCCAGCUUGUUCUGAGGAAGGAAUUUGGGGGCACAGCCGGGAUGGCUUAUGUAGGAACAGUGUGCUCCAAAAGUCACGCUGGAGGCAUUAAUGUGUUUGGACUCACCAGUGUGCAGGUGUUUGCAUCCAUUGUUGCUCAUGAGCUCGGCCACAACCUGGGCAUGAACCACGAUGAUGACAGAAACUGUCACUGCGAAACAGGGAACUGUAUUAUGAACUCUGGAGCAUCAGGUGCUAGAAAUUUCAGCACGUGCAGCGAGGAAGACUUUGAAAAGCUCACCUUGAACAAGGGCGGAAGUUGCCUUCUCAACAUCCCCAGGUCUGAUGAAACCUACAGCGUCCCAUACUGUGGCAACAAGCUUGUGGAUGCAGGAGAAGAGUGUGAUUGUGGGUCAGUGGAGGAAUGUAAAUCUGAUCCCUGCUGUGAAGCAGGAACUUGCAGACUGCACUCAGGAUCGGUCUGUGGAUAUGGAGAUUGCUGCAAAGAUUGUCAGUAUCUUUCCAAAGGCACCGUGUGCCGUGAGGCAGCCAGCGAGUGUGACCUUCCAGAGUAUUGCAAUGGGUCUUCCUCCUUCUGCCCGCAGGAUGUCACCAUUCAGAAUGGGCACCCUUGCCACCGAGACGAGGCCUACUGCUACAAUGGGGUUUGCCAGUAUUAUGAGUUACAGUGCCAGGAUAUCUUUGGAGCACAAGCAAAGGUUGCCCCUGAAAUUUGUUUCUCAGAUGUGAAUUCCAAAGGGGACCGGUUUGGAAACUGUGGUUAUCAGAACCGUGAAUUCAAGAAGUGUUCGAGCUGGAAUGCCAUGUGUGGAAAGCUGCAGUGUGAAAACGUGAAAACCUUGCCGGUCUUCGGGAUCAUGCCUGCCAUUAUCCAAACCCAUAUCAAAGGCAACACUUGUUGGGGAGUUGACUUCCAGCUAGGAUCAGAUGUGCCAGAUCCUGGGAUGGUGAAUGAAGGGACCAAGUGUGCACCUGGAAAGGUCUGCAAACACUACCAGUGCGUGGAUGCGUCCGUGUUAGAUUACGACUGCGACAUAGAGAAUAAAUGCAGUGGGCAAGGGGUAUGCAACAGCAAUAAAAAUUGCCACUGUCACUCAGAGUGGGCUCCUCCCUACUGUGAUUCCCCCGGAUAUGGUGGAAGUAUAGACAGCGGACCUACUUACAAUGACAGGGAUGUUGCGACACGAAACUGGAUCCUGGCAUUCGUGUUUAUAGUUCUUCCCAUCCUGAUAGCUUUACUCAUUCUUUAUUGUAGAAGAAAUCAAAUAAUCUCUUCCUUGUCGCCACUCGUGGAGACCUGUUGCAGACCUUUUCGCAGAUCAGGUAUCAGUAGGCAGCAGGCUGUUCGAACUGAAUGCCCACCCAACUUUCCAUAUUCUUCCAGGAGUGCAUCAUCUUCAGUGGUAGUGUCGUCCAUGGACCAGCAGCGUAUCCCGCCAAGGCCUCCACCCCCAAUUCUGAAAAGUACGAAAGCAUCAGACCAGAUUUUUCCUUCUCGACCGGCACCUUUGCCUCCUAUAUAAAACGUCUCAUUGCUCUUUUGCAAGCGCCCCCCCUCCUUCUUAGGGCUGCCUCCACCUUCCAUCAAGUGUCUCUUGAAACUGUCUUUUCCUCCUUGGCACUGGAUAAAGAGGAAAGAAAGUACAGAAGCAAAAAUGAAAUGCAAAACCAAGGAAUGUAAACUUCUCAAAUACCUCUCCAGGAACUAAAAUCACCGAGUCUGUGAAAACUGAGUUAGCGGCAUUUGGGUUGCAUUGCUGGAAGAUAUCAGUUUGAACUGGAACAAUGUUUUGGGUGCAACUGCAUCUUCCUUGUUUUUAUGAUUAGAUUUAAUCAUAAGAAACUUGACAUAUGCAAUCUCCCCCCACCCCGACCGCCAGUCCCUGAUGGUUUUUCUAGAAAAUAAAAUCAAUUAAGGGAAGGUGGACAUAACAUUUUUUAAGGACCAGGAAGCUGAUCAAGAAGUCUAGUUGUGUUUAAUUAAAAUCUCUCUUACAGAAAAGUGUCAUUAUCAAAAAAAAAAGAGCAGUUCUUCAUGGUUGGGGAGAGAAACCAGAUGUGGACAGCACCGAGUGGUGGGUGCCUGUCCUUUCACCAAGACAUCCUCUGCCUUGAAAGCAUGGUGGCUAUUCUUGCAUUUUUCUUCUAAAAAUAAUGCAAACAACAGACAUGUAUAAAUGUGCAUGUGGCACUUUAAAUGAUAGGACAGCCUAAACUAUGACGAGAGGAUCAAGGCUUGCACGUAACGCGCUCAUGUUUGCAUCAGUUGCUCAGAAUACAAAGCCAGGAGGAUGCCAAAGUCAAUCUGUGGCUGAGAGGCAUGGUUUGACGGCUGCACUUUUCUUAAAAACGUUACAUCUGUCUUCACCUGUAGGUGCAUCAAGGUAGAUUGGAGCUGCAGUCCAAAAUAGACCAACCCAGGAAUGGAAACAAAAUUCAAUUGCUUUGCAUGGAUUGGAAUUUCUUGUCUGGAAAUGCAUGAAGCUAAAAGACACGGGGGAAAAUGUGAAGAAUAAUGACUGUGCAAUUUUAUUCCUCUCUGGUUAGAAGUAAGGCCCACUGAGUUCAAUGGAACUUUUGUUCAGUGGGUGCAAUAUUGCAAGCUUAGCCAAGUGGGGCUACCAGACCAAGGGCUUUGACUGUUCAUCGCUGGCACUGACAUUGUUUUGUAAUGAAAAAAGAUGGAAGAAUUGGUAGGGAAACAGGAGAAGAGUAUAAAUGGAAGAUGAUCUUCCCUCCUGCUUGGGAGUGUCUGCAGGAUGUGGUCAAAAGGUCCAAGGUGGUAGCCAUGAUGUUGUGAUCAAAGCUCUUCCCUUUUGAAUGCACCUAACUAAAAAUGGGCGGAGCUUCAAUCACACUAUAGGUAGUCCUCAUUUAGCGACCACAAUAGGGACCAGCAACUUGGUCGUUAAGUGAAACCA